AUGGCUUUUGACCGCGUCAACAAGCGACCGCAUGAUGGUGGUUCAAAGUCAAAAAAUUACAGCAGUUUCUCAGAGGCUCGAAGGUUCAAAUUGAUGAUAGAAAAUAUAUGGAAUGCUUCUGCUGGUAAGGAUCGUGGUUGUAGAUUAUCCCGUGGAGGCGAGAGACUAAUGGCUCACGAUUCAGCAGAUGAAAGACCCCGUGGAAAGGAUUUUGGCAACACCGUAUGCUCUGUGCCGGAUCGUACUAGAGGUUUCUUUUCCUUUGUCAUGGAAACAUCAAACGCUGGCAAAGAAUACGCGUCAAAUCGCAGUCAAAUUCUAGCUCUUCGUCAGUCACUUGUAAUGAAUUCUAAAGAAAGACAAUCAGAAGAGACUUCUUCAUUUACGCCCCAAAGAAAGCCCAAGCAACCAGAAAGAGCUGGGCCUUGA
Molecule: messenger RNA, 429 nt
Organism: Botrytis fragariae
Lineage: Eukaryota; Fungi; Ascomycota; Leotiomycetes; Helotiales; Sclerotiniaceae
Exons: 2
Coding region: 1-429 (142 amino acids)
Source: RefSeq, a predicted model, not a curated record